Gamsiella multidivaricata is the source of this 866-nucleotide messenger RNA. RefSeq lists its product as uncharacterized. Lineage: Eukaryota; Fungi; Mortierellomycota; Mortierellomycetes; Mortierellales; Mortierellaceae. The coding region runs from base 139 to 387 and encodes 82 amino acids. The record is from RefSeq and is a predicted model, not a curated record. The transcript has a single exon.
AAUAUUUGGCUUGGUUCUCAAGACUAUUGGCAAAAAUCAAACAAUUCUUAAGGUAAGUUUGGUUCUUUGGUGCAAGUUCAAGGACUCUUCAGCUGUUCCUGAGGAGUUCGGUGAUGCCAGUAGCGGUAGUGUCUUGCCAUGUAUUCAAUUGCCCGAUACAACCAUUUGGUUGCCAAGACGGGCCCACAGCUGUGCCCUCUUGUGAAAAAGUACUCACUUGUGAAUCUGGUUUUCGCUCAGAUGAAGCUUUCCAUCAUGAGCCUCCUCGAUGAUGUGCUCGAGACGCUGUGCCUCUUGUUCCAUCCUGAUCUCUCUGCGCUUAUGCUGGCUAGGCUAUGUCCUGCGUUCGUUUCCUUUUUGCUGUUUUUCACUGCUCUGCCCUUAUAAAGUCGAAGCGAGUUUAGGAAUAUGGUUGGCGAGGAAGUGGUUCUGGAAGAAACGGGUUGACGGGAGGUGUAGAAGUGGAGGGAAGGGAGGGUGAUUGGGAGCAAAGAGGCACUGGAGGUGAGCAAUUGAAAACCGGUAGUGUGGCUUGCCUUCUGCUCAGUACAGCUUCAGUGAGCACAGGGAGCGACUUGGCAGCACAAUCCAUUACCCUCCAGGAUCGUCAGCCGUACACGUCCACGCAAAUAUCGAUCGGAUCCAAGGCCGAAUAUAUGACGCCAAAAUGUUCAUCCACUUCUGGUUCUACGCAAUGCUGCCAAUGUCCAAGUCACAGGCGGCGGUAUAUCGCCAAUUCCUGACCCAUUUCAUCGCAAGAGCAAUGUCCCCAUCGGUUUCCAGGCGCAAAAACAACAGGAACAAAACCUUAUUCUCCUUUAAAUAGUCUACCCAUGCUGAAGCAAAUGGCCUCUUCUUCAUCGCGC